GUGAUGUACUUCAGCUCUCUCUUCCCCUACGUGGUGCUUAUUUGUUUCCUGGCUCGUGCUUUCCUGCUCAAGGGUUCUAUUGAUGGCAUCAUCCACAUGUUUACACCAAAGCUGGAAAUCAUGCUGGAACCCAAAGUGUGGCGUGAAGCUGCCACGCAGGUCUUUUUUGCCCUGGGUCUUGGUUUCGGUGGUGUUAUUGCCUUCUCCAGCUACAACAAGCGAGACAACAACUGCCACUUUGACGCUGUGCUGGUCUCCUUCAUUAACUUCUUCACCUCAGUGUUGGCCACUCUGGUCGUUUUUGCUGUUCUGGGCUUCAAAGCUAACAUCAUGAAUGCCAAAUGUGUGGAAAUGAACACAAAGAAGAUCAUUGAUUUUCUUGGAAAAGAAAUCAAUCCAAGCUUGAUCCCACACCAUAUUAACUUCAGUAAUGUUAGCCCUGAGGACUACCAGCAAAUGACCAACAUUGCAGUGCAGGGAACAGGCUUGGCCUUCAUCGCCUUCACUGAAGCCAUGACCCAUUUCCCAGCCUCACCUUUUUGGUCCGUCAUGUUCUUCCUUAUGUUGGUCAAUCUGGGGCUGGGCAGCAUGUUCGGCACUAUCCAGGGCAUCCUCACCCCCAUUGUGGACACCUUCAAAAUACGGAAGGAAUACCUCACAGUUGGUUGCUGUGUACUUGCCUUCUGUAUUGGUUUAAUAUUUGUGCAGCGAUCUGGGAACUACUUUGUAGCCAUGUUUGACGACUAUUCCGCUACUCUGCCUCUUCUCAUCGUGGUUCUUCUGGAGAACAUUGCUGUGGCCUGGGUGUAUGGCACCGACAA
This is a messenger RNA of Sinocyclocheilus grahami, 821 nucleotides long. RefSeq names its product sodium-dependent neutral amino acid transporter B(0)AT2-like. The record is from RefSeq and is a predicted model, not a curated record. The annotation marks the transcript as partial. The transcript is spliced from 5 exons. Gene Ontology annotation, cellular component: plasma membrane. NCBI's taxonomy places the organism in Eukaryota, Metazoa, Chordata, Actinopteri, Cypriniformes, Cyprinidae. Gene Ontology annotation, biological process: sodium ion transmembrane transport; L-leucine transport. Gene Ontology annotation, molecular function: proline:sodium symporter activity.